GAUGAGGCAGAGCUUGUCGUGGCCACGCUUCGUGCUGGUUUGGCGGAGAAGGGCAAGGCGUGGCUCCAGCAAGAGGUGGCGGCCAAAGCCCAACUUCAACUUCGCGCGCUCGCCCGACGGCUGGAUGUGCGCGAACGGGUCGCAGGCAGCAACGUGACCAAGGCAGACCUAGCUGCCGCUGUCGUGGAGAAGCUGUGCCCGCAG
This is a messenger RNA of Effrenium voratum, 204 nucleotides long. NCBI's taxonomy places the organism in Eukaryota, Dinophyceae, Suessiales, Symbiodiniaceae. The record is from the annotation of a GenBank genome assembly.